CAGGGAGAGGCGUGGCUACCAGCCUUGGCCGCCGCGACGCUGGGCAGUCCGGGCGACGAGGCGCCUCGGGAAGGAUCGGGUCGGCUGUCGCUGGUCGAGGCGGACGCGCGCUACGGCAUGUGGGGGGAACGGCCUGCCCACUCGCCUCCGCAAAGGGACGUGCAGAGCGGAGGGUCCUACGAGAGCGUGCAGCUUCCGGGGAGCAUCAUGGACGACACGCAGCCUCUCGCCUCCGCCGACGUCCUCCAGUCCAAGUACGACAAGUACAACGACCCCUUCAAGGUGCAGAAGGCUACGGACGACAAACAGGUACGAAAGACGGUCGAGACGCUGUUCUUCCGCGACAACAAGAGGAAGAUCGACUUCGUGUUGGUGUACAAGGACGAGGACGACGACGAGAAGGUCGAGCGGAGGCGGGUCUUCGAGCACAACCUCCGCGAGGAAGGACUCGAGCUCGAGACGGAGGAUAAGAAGCAAUCGCAAGAUGGCCAGACGUACUUCGUCAAGAUCCACGCGCCCUGGGACCUUCUGGUGCGUUACGCCGAGAUCAUGAAACUCAAGAAGCCGAUUAAGAAAGACGACACGGAGAAGAAGAAGAAGAACGACAUAUUCUCGUGGAUGGGCAUCAAAAACCCCUUCAUGUACAAUGAGAAACUUAUUCCUCCUGAACCAACGUACUUCUCGACCGGCUUCUCUCGCUCGCAUGUCGAACAGUUUAUCAUCAAGGACCGCGAGACCUUCUUCACGCCGUCGCAAAGGAGCCAGAUUGUGUGGGAAAUCCUUCUGCGUGUUCGCUAUAACAAUUCCGAUCAAGGACUUGGCAUUUCCCGCCUCCUCUCCAACGACACCUACGUGGCCGCUUAUCCCCUUCACGACGGCAGGUACGACAAGGACGGUCCCGACGGCUCCAUCUGCGACCGCCGGCUGCUGUACCUGGAGUGGGCGCAGUUCAAGAAGUGGUACAAGGUCCAGCCGCUGCAUGUCAUCCGGCGUUACUUCGGCGACAAGAUGGCGAUGUACUUCGCUUGGCUCGGCUUCUACACGCAGAUGCUCAUCCCGGCUUCGCUCUUCGGGAUUUUUACCUUCACUUGCGGCGUCUUCAUUAUGUUCUCGGAUUUUAACCAGCCGAGUGAGGAGAUCUGCAGCAACACGUCAGAAACGAGUUCCAUCGUCAUGUGCCCGCUGUGUGACCGCCUCUGCGACUUCUGGAAGCUGGGCGACAGCUGUGCGAACGCCUACAUUACUUUCCUCUUCGACAACCCCGCCACGGUCUUCUUCUCCAUCGCUAUGUCCUUCUGGGCGACCAUGUUCCUGGAGCUGUGGAAGCGGAAGCAGUCGGUGAUCCAGUGGCAGUGGGACCUCGAGAACUACGAGGAGGAGGAGGAGCUGCGGCCCGAGUACGAGGAGAAGGUCACCACGACGAGGAUCAACCCGGUGACCAACAAACCCGAGCCUUACAUGCCCCUCAUGGACAAAAUCUCUCGCUACGUCGCCUCGUAUUCGGUCAUCCUUGUGAUGUUGUUCGUGAUGCUGGCGUCGGUGUUCAGCGUGAUCGUGUACCGGAUAGCGGUGGGCCUCGCGAUAUACCAGACGGAUUCCGACUUCAUCCGCCGUAACGCCAAGCUGGCCACCUCCGUCACCGCCGCCUUCAUCAACCUCGUGCUUAUCAUAAUGUUCAAUUUCGUCUACGAGAAACUAGUUGCGUGGCUCACCAGCUUGGAGGUUCCGCGGACGGAGACGGAGUACGAGGAUUCUUUCACUCUCAAGAUGUUCAUUUUCCAGUUCAUCAAUUACUACGCCUCGCUCAUUUACAUUGCGUUCUUCAAGGGUCGCUUCUUGUACCACCCCGGAGACAUAGAAGUGAGAAGGAACUUAUUCGCAAAGGCUCGUUACGACAUGUGCGACUCUGCCGGGUGCUUCUUUGACUUGUGCGUCCAGCUCAUUAUCAUCAUGCUGGGAAAGCAAUUCUUCAACAACAUCAUCGAAAUAUUUUGGCCGAUCCUGCGCGUGUGGUGGAACAAGCGAACUGGCCACGAUAACCAGCUCAGCGAAGCCUACACGCGCUGGGAGCAGGACUACGACCUCGCCCCCUACACCAGGCUCUCCCUCUUUAACGAAUACCUCGAGAUGGUGAUCCAGUACGGGUUCGUGACGAUGUUCGUGGCCGCCUUCCCCCUGGCUCCUUUCUUCGCCCUCAUCAAUAACUUCAUCGAAAUCCGCCUGGACGCCUUCAAGUACCUAACGCAGUGCCGUCGACCGCGCGCCGAGAGGAUCCAGGACAUCGGCAUCUGGUACUCGAUCCUCAAAGGCAUCACAUACUUCUCUGUCGUCACGAACGCUUUGGUCAUCUCGUACACGAGUGAUUUCAUCCCCCGACUCGUGUACAUGUACCAGUAUUCGGACAGCAACAACCUGGUGGGAUAUGUCAAAAGCAGUCUUUCAGCGUUCAACACGUCGCAGUACACGAACGAAAUGGGCCCCGAGAACCGGACGGGCUGGCCAGAACUGUGCCUACUACAAGGCAUACCGCUAGAUUUAAUUAAAAUGCGUCAGUUAAUAUUUCCUGUAUUCGCUAUACCAGACUACAUUUUCUUCACCAUAUCCAAGAUAAGAGCUAAGUUCUUCACACCGUCUUAA
Penaeus monodon (black tiger shrimp) is the source of this 2637-nucleotide messenger RNA. Its product is annotated as anoctamin-4-like. Gene Ontology annotation, cellular component: plasma membrane. Gene Ontology annotation, biological process: chloride transmembrane transport. The transcript has 18 exons. Gene Ontology annotation, molecular function: chloride channel activity; protein dimerization activity. The coding region runs from base 118 to 2637 and encodes 839 amino acids. Lineage: Eukaryota; Metazoa; Arthropoda; Malacostraca; Decapoda; Penaeidae. The record is from RefSeq and is a predicted model, not a curated record.